Messenger RNA from Panicum hallii, 1095 nucleotides. RefSeq lists its product as uncharacterized. The coding region runs from base 246 to 752 and encodes 168 amino acids. The record is from RefSeq and is a predicted model, not a curated record. The transcript has a single exon. NCBI's taxonomy places the organism in Eukaryota, Viridiplantae, Streptophyta, Magnoliopsida, Poales, Poaceae.
CCCGUGCGCCGGGGGAAGCCGCGACGAAGCGAGCCCGACGUCGCGGCGCCGUGUCCAUCCCAAUGCCAGCACUGCAGAUAGGCUGAGAGAGCUUCUUCAACGACUCCCUCCUCUCCUCUCCUCUCCUCUCCGGCGUCGACUUACCGAUAAGGCAGGGAGGACCGAGCCACCAGCUCCGGCGAGGUCGGUCGAGCAGAACACAUAGGAGCUCCAACCGUAUACAUCAUCAGGAGACCAGGGGAUCGAUGUCGUGCCUGGGCCGCGCGGCGGUGCCGGUGAAGCGCGUCUGGCGCGGCCUCCGACUCCGGCGAGCCACCGGUAAGUCGCCGUCGUCGUCCAGCUACGCGCCGAUGGAUCAUCGGGGAUCGGGAGAGUCAUCCGACGGCGAGGCUGACAUGGGUGUGGGCGCGCUGGCUGCAGGUCUGGGCCGGCUGCGGAAGGAGGUGCGCACGUGCGAGUACAGUGACGUCCACGUCAUGUGGGAGAUGCUCAGCAGCAGCAUCAAGCCUGGAGGAGGAGGAGCCAUCAGCCAUGGGCGGUGCCGCCGCCACUGGGAGGGGCUCCAGGAAGGCCAGGGUGGGGAGGAAGGCCGCCGUCGCCUGGAGCCGCCUGGCCUCCUACUGCCGCGCGCUCUGAUCCGAGACGACCAGAGCUGCUCGUCGGAUUCGGACAGAGAGGGAUCUCUGCUUCUGCUGCUGCUGCUUCUUCUUCUGCUGCUGCUGCCGCCGCCGCCGCCGCCGCCGCCUUGUUGAUUAGAAGAAGAACAGUUCAUGAAUCACUCAAUCAAGCGCCGCCGGCCAUUGGAGAGAGCCGAAACGAUUUUGGGAAGGCGGGGGGUUUCGUUUCACAUGAGACAGAUCGAUCCCAUUCCCAGCGUUCCAAACCAAUCCUAUGGAUGGAUGGAGAGCAGGAGAGUUGAGUCAGCGUUGCGUGCGUAUCAGUCCUCAUGUCAGAGUUGUACAUACAAACAAGCUGCUGUAAUUUUGGUCCAUGUCUGCUGCUGCUACUACGGAAGUAGUAGUAGUGUGUAAAUCCAAUUUUGUCUGUGUGUCUGCUGAUUUGUCACACUUGUUCAUCCGACCAGUGCUUCUUCCA